Molecule: messenger RNA, 483 nt
Organism: Meloidogyne enterolobii
Lineage: Eukaryota; Metazoa; Nematoda; Chromadorea; Rhabditida; Meloidogynidae
Source: the annotation of a GenBank genome assembly
AUGCAAACAGUUAAUGUAAAUACAGAAAUGUUGGAAGGAGAGAAAGAAAUUCCUCUACAUUCCCCAACAAUUGGAAAUAUAUCAUCUUCAACUCCUCCUCAUUCCCCACACUCUCAUUUAACAAAUUGUAUUUUUGCUAAUAACAAAAGUUAUUCUUCAAUGAUUCGUCCCUCAAGUUUGGGUGGUUACCCAGAAAGAAUGCCCUUUUCUUCAUUUAUCCGCUCAUUUCAUUGUUUAUUGAAGAACAAAGAAUUUAUUGAAAAAAAUUGUGAAGAAAAGGAAGAGAAUAUUAAUAAUAAUUCAAUUACUGAUCGAGAAAAUGUCAGAAGGAUAUUAAAAAGGGCAGGUAUUGCAGAGCAUCGUUACAGGCUUGGAUUGUCACAGAUUUUGUUACAAAGAGAACUCCUCGAAGAGUUAGAGAAUAAACGUUCUGUUGUACUACUACCUAUUUUGAGUGUAUUUCAGGUGGAUAAUAUAUUUUAA